UCAUUAUUCAAACUGACUGAUUCAGACAUGUUGCUCUUUCUCUGGUUAGUUUUGUAUUCAGUUGCUGCAAGCAUACAUGGAAUCAAAGAAGAAUCCAUUUUGCAGAAUAUCAUGAACGAAAUUACGGAAUUGAAAACUAGACAGAGUUCUUGCGACCUUCACGCGGCUAAAAUCACUGAAUUUGAGGCCAUCGUAGCAGACCUGCAGAAACGCAAUGAUGAAUUGAAAAAGGAAAACCUGCAAAUACGGAAAGGCAUGAAUCGCUUAAAUGAAAACAUCCACAAUGAAAAUAAAGAAUAUAACGAAGAUAUCAAAAAUAACAAAAGCCGAUACAAUAGAAUGGUAGCUGGCGGUCAAGUCGCCUUUACAGUUGGUAUAUCUACCCCUGACCUAACGCAUCUAGGAGAUCAUCACACCAUUGUAUUUGACAAGCCCAUAACCAAUAUUGGAAACGCCUAUAGCCAUACCACCGGUAUAUUUCACGCACCACUGAAGGGCAUUUAUGUCUUCACUUUGACGUUAAUGGUUGUCGCCCGGCACGAAGAGUAUCUGGAAAUUGUUGUCGAUGGGAACGUUCUCAACGAUAUUUUGGCAGAUGCAUCUUCUGUUGAUGAUUUUGUGUCAACAACUAAACAAUGGGUACUCGAUCUCAACUUUGGCUCCGAAGUUUGGAUUCGUACAACUUCAAACAAUAAUAUGGGAGAGAUUCAUGGAUAUAUGCACACUGCUUUCAGCGGAUAUCUAUUGUUUGAAACCGAAUAAGUGUUUUGCAAUAAUGAUAGCUAAAUUACUAUUAAAAUUGA
Messenger RNA from Ruditapes philippinarum (Manila clam), 803 nucleotides. Its product is annotated as complement C1q tumor necrosis factor-related protein 3-like. The transcript has 3 exons. Bases 28 to 762 code for a protein of 244 amino acids. The record is from RefSeq and is a predicted model, not a curated record. Gene Ontology annotation, molecular function: protein binding. Lineage: Eukaryota; Metazoa; Mollusca; Bivalvia; Venerida; Veneridae.